Cynoglossus semilaevis (tongue sole) is the source of this 1647-nucleotide messenger RNA. It is a transcript of the gene ercc8, whose product is annotated as excision repair cross-complementation group 8. The record is from RefSeq and is a predicted model, not a curated record. Bases 273 to 1481 code for a protein of 402 amino acids. Gene Ontology annotation, biological process: transcription-coupled nucleotide-excision repair; proteasome-mediated ubiquitin-dependent protein catabolic process; protein polyubiquitination. NCBI's taxonomy places the organism in Eukaryota, Metazoa, Chordata, Actinopteri, Pleuronectiformes, Cynoglossidae. The transcript is spliced from 12 exons. Gene Ontology annotation, cellular component: Cul4A-RING E3 ubiquitin ligase complex; nucleotide-excision repair complex. Gene Ontology annotation, molecular function: protein binding.
UAAACGAUACGCUUUGACGAUCCAAAAUGGCCACCUCUAUAGUAAGGUAGCAGUUCAACUACACGAGAUCAACGUAAAAAUACACAUUGAACAAUUGGAAAUGUUUUUUAAAGAUGUGCCCAUCAGGGAGUCCUAGUUUAAAUUUAAUGGGGUUGUGAAAAAGCAGAGUUUGAUUUUGAGCAAAUUAUGUUUUUCAUGUAGCAUAAUAGCAUGUAUGCUAAUUUAGCCGAGUCUUAGAAUAUUUUGGAAUAAAUUCUUCGAAUAUCUGAACAAUGUUGGGGUUUCUGGCAGCAAGGCAGACGGGAUUGGAUGAUCCUCUAAGACUGCGGCGUGCUGAGUCAACAAGGAGGGUUUUUGGUCUGGAGUUGAAUCCUGACAGAGAUGUGGACCAAGUCCAUGGAAACGGAAUUAAUACAAUAGACAUCGAAGCAGUUGAAGGCAGAUAUAUGUUGUCUGGAGGUUCAGAUGGCGUGAUUGUUAUUUAUGACCUGGAAAACUACAGCGGGAAACCGCAGUACACCUGCAAAGCAGUCUGCACAAUUGGCAGGUCAAACCGUUAUGUUCACAAAUUCAGUGUUGAAACGGUCCAAUGGUAUCCUUAUGACACUGGCAUGAUUGUCUCCAGUUCCUUUGAUAAGACCAUGAAGGUCUGGGACACAGAAACUCUAAAGCCUGCUGAGGUGUUUGAGUUUGAGGGAAAUGUCUACAGUCACCACUUGUCUCCCAUUGCUAGAAAACACAGUCUCAUUGCAGUUGGCACCAAAUACCCUAAAAUCCAGCUGUGUGACCUGAAGUCUGGUUCACGAACUCAUGUUCUGCAAGGUCACAGAGCAGAGGUCCUCUCUGUGCGAUGGUCGCCCAGAUACGAACACAUCUUGGCUACAGCCAGUGCAGACAGCAAGGUGAAAGUAUGGGAUGUACGCCGGGCUACAGGUAGCCUCUUCACUCUGGACCAGCACAAUGGAGACAAAUCCAAAGCCUCCUCAGAGGCAGUUAACACUGCACAUAACGGCAGAGUGAAUGGCCUCUGCUUCACUGGUGACGGACUCUACAUCCUCACUACUGGAACUGAUGACCGUAUGAGACUUUGGAACAGUGCCACUGGAGAAAACACGCUGGUGAAUUAUGGUAAAGUCUGCAACGAGAGUCGUAAGAAGGUGCAGUUCACUGUGUCACGCGGCUGCAGCCCAGAAUUUGUGUUCGUGCCAUGUGGCAGCUCCAUCGCAGUGUACGCCCUCCACACGGGGGAGCUGGUCACGAUGCUACGGGGUCACUACAACAAUGUAGACUGCUGCGAGUUUCACCCGGACUAUCAGGAGCUGUAUAGUGGAGGGAAAGACUGUAACAUCCUGGCGUGGGUUCCUGUUCUCCGUGUAUCAGACAUGGAAGAAAAGUCCAGGAACUCAAAUAAUAAGGUUGCUGCCGACCAGACACCAGUGGACCCUGCCUUUCAGGAUGCUUGGAGCAGCGAUGAAGAUUAAUGCUGAUGUAUUUAUGUGUAUAAACAACACAAACAUUGUUUUCUUUUGUUUUUGUUGUGCCAUAACAUUGAAGUGAACAUGUGUACAUGUAAAGAAUGUUUCCUUUUGUAAAGUUGAUGGAACAUUGUAUGAUUUGUAAGAUUUAUUUAAAUGUAUGUAAAAAAAA